Molecule: messenger RNA, 2246 nt
Organism: Cydia splendana
Lineage: Eukaryota; Metazoa; Arthropoda; Insecta; Lepidoptera; Tortricidae
Gene: Ccs
Product: copper chaperone for superoxide dismutase
Exons: 8
Coding region: 137-967 (276 amino acids)
Biological process (GO): superoxide metabolic process
Molecular function (GO): superoxide dismutase copper chaperone activity; copper ion binding
Source: RefSeq, a predicted model, not a curated record
UUAUCGCGGCGUCACGUUGGAUUGUUGUUAUUCUUUAUUCUACCGAUUCUAGAAAAUACAUAAUAAUAUUUGUCGUACGCAUCAUUUCAAAGCGUUAUAAGCUUUAAUCAAGAAUAAUAAUAUUUAAUAAGCAAAAAUGUUGUUUACCAAGUUGGAAGUACUGGUGGACUUAGGUGAGAAGCCUGAUCAGAAAGUUCUGGAUAAAACCAUCAAUGAGCUGAAGUCUCAAGAUGGUGUCAAGGAGGCAGUGUUCAAAAACGGGGCUUUCGUGGUAGACUCAACUUUGCCAAGCUCUGUGGUGCUGGAUAUGGUCUCCAAAACCUCUGGGAAAAGAGCAGUCUUGCAAGGAUUUGGAGACACCCAAUCAGCGGUGGCCAUGGUGUCGAGCGCGGACUCGAGCGUGCUGGGCGUGGUGCGGCUGCAGCAGCAGCGGGGCGCGCUCGUGGCGGACGGCAGCGUGGACGGACUGGCCCCGGGGCUGCACGGGCUGCAUCUGCACGAGACCGGGGACCUGAGCCAGGGUUGCUCGUCGCUGGGGCCGCACUACAACCCGCACGGGGCGGCGCACGGCGCCCCGGGCGGCGCGGCGGGCGCGCGCCACGCGGGGGACCUGGGCAACAUCCGCGCCGACGAGCGCGGCCGGGCCACGUUCCGGAUCGUCGACCAUGUGCUGAACAUAUCGGACAUUAUCGGUCGCUCGAUCGCCAUCACGGAGCGCGCCGACGACCUCGGGCAGGGCUCCAGCCCCCGCUCCAAGAUAGACGGAGACAGCGGCCCUCCAAUAGCGUGCGGCAUCAUAGCGCGCUCUGCCGGCGUGUUCGAGAACCCCAAACGCAUAUGCGCGUGCGACGGCGUCGUGGUGUGGGACGAGCGCGACCGCCCGCUCGCCGGCAAGGGCCGCCGCUGCUGCCAGAAGGAUAAGGAGAACGACAACAAGGAACAGAAGCCUUGCUGCAAGGCGCAUUAAAUGCUGCACAAAAACAUUCGGAACUACCAAUGAACUUUGAACUUUUGAAGGCUAGUUCCCGAUUCGCCGGAUGCCUGUUUCGCCGGAUUUACUUCAGGACGUCACAAUCCGAAUACCUAUAUAAGAAUCCGACGAAACAGGAAUCCGCCGAAUAGGGAACUAACCCUUUUGAAUGGGGUUCGAACUUAUUAUUUGGAGGGGAUACGUCUCGUUAAAAAUAAGGAAAAAAUCCUGUCCCCCAUAACACAUUCAGUGCCGAAAACCCGACUAUCGGGUAUUUUAUGAUUUCGUUCCCAGGACGGACGACCCGAUAGUCGGGAUCGUGGUACUACUGCUUUAUAUGACGAAAUUGUUGUGGCCUGGCGCGGACAUCUUGUUUGCCUGAAUUGCAAUGAAUGUGUGAAGAAAUUGGAAUUAUUGAUAUUCAAGAAAUAAGUACCUACAUAUAACAUAGAUUGGUAGAAAACGUUAAUUGGGUGAAUCAACCUUUUCUUAUCACUAGUUGCCAUGGUUACGGUGUCCUGGGUCACUCUUAAAAUACUAGUUAUUUCGUAUUUAAAUGAACCAAACUUGAUUUUUUUGGUAGUUAUAAGGCCUUUCCAUAAUGGGACAUCUACUAAGCACGUUUGUAGAACAUGGUACAGCAGCUCUUCUAAGAAACUAUGCUACUAUUGUCUCCUGGAUGAUGAGACAGAAUAACAACAACAAAUAGUUUAUCGACCCAAUUACUUCUAGGAUUGUAUAGAUUAGAAUAAAAAAUCCUACGAUAAUAAUGUAAAAAAACUAAAUCGAACUCAUGUCAUUUUAUUAUUAUUUACAAAUAAACUUAGUUACAAAAUUAACAGAUAUUGUGAAAUAUCCAUACAAAACUGUGAACUCGCUUUAAAUUAAAAUAAAUCCUAUUUCAUAAUUAAAUAGAACAAAAAAAAGUUACAUUAUAACGAUUAUAAGUAUAAAGUAGUUAUGCUUAACCUUUGGCAAGCUUUAACUGUCGUAAAAGUGAUAAUUACGUUCGAUAUUAAGACGAUACAACUUUGUAGGCAAAGACAAAAAACUUAGUAAAGUUGUUGGCGUAUGACUGAGGUAUUUGCGUUACAAACACAACGUUCCAAUGGUGAAUAACCGUUAUAUUCAUAAUUUUUUAACUUUUUGUUAAGAUAAUUACUUGCGUUAAUUUUAUUUUUAAGUUCGGUUGAAAAAGUAUACAAUUAGGUUUUAUUUAAUUUAUAUUACGGGAUUUGUUAAUGUUUGUAAAAAAUGCAAUAAAUUGUUGAACAUA